This is a messenger RNA of Cooperia oncophora, 246 nucleotides long. Lineage: Eukaryota; Metazoa; Nematoda; Chromadorea; Rhabditida; Trichostrongylidae. The record is from the annotation of a GenBank genome assembly.
AUGCAAUUUGUCUGGCCAGUCAACACGCCUCUUGAGGUUCAUGAGCUCGUAGGACCAGAAAGGGCUAUGAUUGUAUGUUUGAUCGAGUGCGCAUUUGGUUUAUUCGGCUACACACUGAAUGUGCUUCAUUUUCUCAUUUAUUUAUACAAUUGUGAUGAUACUCGUCUAGCAUGGUUCGUAUUCUUCGUUACCAUCGUGCAAUAUUCUGUUUUUUACUCAUUUAAGAGGCAACGCCCAUUGAAGUGA